This is a messenger RNA of Gordionus sp. m RMFG-2023, 894 nucleotides long. RefSeq lists its product as uncharacterized. The record is from RefSeq and is a predicted model, not a curated record. Bases 1 to 894 code for a protein of 297 amino acids. The transcript has 7 exons. NCBI's taxonomy places the organism in Eukaryota, Metazoa, Nematomorpha, Gordioida, Chordodea, Parachordodidae.
AUGCUCACUGUACCGAUUCACAUUUCCUUGAGGUUCUUGAGACAUGGUUAUUUACCUCUGGAUUACGAAAAAUUAUCGGAAAUUUCUAACAAUCCUCACAUAACUAAUUUAAAGAAACAAGCUAAAAAGGGGAUAAACGAAAUAUUUAGGAAUAGCGCGGUAAAUCAUCUGUAUAUAAACUCCGAAAUUUCCAGGAUCCAGCCAGCUUCCAUUUAUAAUUCAGAUUGGAAACAUACGAUUAUAGUGGACUUCAUUUUACAUUUUAAGAAAACGCAAACUGACAUUAAAAGAUCCCAGAUCUACAGAGUGAUACACGACCGUUUGCUAGCCACAAAAAACAGAUUAGGGUUUUCCUCCCAUUUAUACGUUGACAUAAGUUCCAUCCCAGAGAUGGCCAUUAUGAGCACCGCCGGUGGUUCAUUAUUGAGUUCCUUGCUGCACACGAACAGAGAAUGUUCCUUGGAAAUUAAUCAAGGAUGCGGGGAAAAUGCGGAUUGCAGAGUAUCCAAAGGGGAAAUCAAGUGCCUUUGCCGGAUAGGCUUCCAUAUGGUCCCGAAUGGCACAGAUUGUACCGUUUUCGAGAUGCAAAAUUUGCUAGUUUCUAUAGAAACUAACGAUGUGAAUUCGGCAUUAGGAUCUUCAUAUUUGGAUAUAGAUGGCGGAUCGCAAAGUGCCGAACAUCAAGAUUUAUCCUUAAAUCGCCUCAACACAUUGAAUUUACUUCCCGAAGUUAAAGCUCAAAUGCUGAACCCUAAAUACGAUUCUCUUUUCUUGGACGCCAAGGCAGAAUCCUUAGGACCUCCGUUGAAAAACAAAGAAGUCUACAAUAUUAGCCUUUACCUGAAAUCGCCAAUUAAAAAAUCAAAGCCUUUCACCUGCUACGUAAAAUACUAA